Messenger RNA from Darwinula stevensoni, 879 nucleotides. The record is from the annotation of a GenBank genome assembly. NCBI's taxonomy places the organism in Eukaryota, Metazoa, Arthropoda, Ostracoda, Podocopida, Darwinulidae.
UGACCAACUCGUCUUCGACCCACCCCGCCUAAACCCACUCAGCUCGAGUUGAAUCCUCAAGUCACACUUUUUCCUUUGACUGAGGUUAAAGCGAUGAGCGAGAUCCCGCAGGAGAAGAUGGAAGGUGGAGGGCACAAAGACUUGUUCAUAGAUUACCCUCGCCCCUUCCCGACCGCGGCAGAGAAGUGGGAGGUACCGACGGAGGAGUUCCUCGAGGCUUCAUCCGGAGUCGUCACCAUUCUCGAUUCAUUAGGCGUACUGUUCUAUUUUCCCCGGAGUGAUGUAAACACGAAUGUAACGCACCUGAAAGAGUUCUACGCAAAGGACAGGGAGAAGUAUUCCACGCUCAAAUCCAUUGUUGAGUCUGAAGGAAGCAUCGAGGGACCAGGAACGCACCGUCUCCUAUAUCUGAAAAGGGGGUUGGAGUUGACCUUCCUUUUCUUCCGCUACGUACUUGAGGACUACGACACCGGGGUGAGGUCGGAGGGGACGCAGGACAUCAUACGAAGGGCCUACGAAGAAACCCUCGAGAAGCAUCAUUUGUGGAUCGUCAGGAACACCGCUCAGGUCCCUUCCGUCCGGUCUCUCUCCACUGUUGUCUCUUGUGAUGCGUGCGUCUUAGUGCAUGAGGCUCGUAAUAGUCGGAUGGGACGUUCUCAUGAAGCUCACUUGAUGCUCUUCAGCAUCGCACCUAGCCGCAAUGGAAUGAUCAGCUGCCUCACAUACGGCGGCGAAGGGCCCGAGACCGAGAAGCAGGUGAUGGAGAACAUGCGCGCCUGGCUGGCCAAUUUCUCUCCUUGCCUCGAAGAAGUCAAGGACUUGUUCAACAGCAAGGGCUUGGAGUCCGAGGAGUCGGUCGUGGAAUCCGCAGAAAAUUAG